AUGUCUACAAACGUUUUUUCAUAUAUGAGAGGGGAAAUAAAAGACUUUAAUACUUAUCAUAAGAAUAUCCGGGUAAAGAUCGAAGGGUUGAAUGAAGAUAUCGUGAGGGUUUUUCUUGUGGAUGAGAAUGAUGAUCAAAUUGUAAUUACAGAAAACAUAGUUUUUAUAAAUGCAACGACUAAAAAAGAAAUUUCAGCUGUAGACGUUAAGGGUAAAAAAAGUUAUCUCAUAACUUGGAUAUAUAGCUACGAGUUAUCUGUAGAUGGUGAAAAAAUUUUUAUGCUAAGACAACAGAAAGAGCAACGUGAUCCAAAAGAAGAUUUAGAAAGAGAUAAACGAAAACGUUUAAAAGGACAGUAUAUCGAA
Messenger RNA from Entrophospora candida, 366 nucleotides. NCBI's taxonomy places the organism in Eukaryota, Fungi, Glomeromycota, Glomeromycetes, Entrophosporales, Entrophosporaceae. The record is from the annotation of a GenBank genome assembly.